Molecule: messenger RNA, 1213 nt
Organism: Oryza brachyantha (malo sina)
Lineage: Eukaryota; Viridiplantae; Streptophyta; Magnoliopsida; Poales; Poaceae
Product: ribonuclease H2 subunit A
Exons: 8
Coding region: 135-1028 (297 amino acids)
Biological process (GO): mismatch repair; DNA replication, removal of RNA primer
Cellular component (GO): ribonuclease H2 complex
Molecular function (GO): RNA-DNA hybrid ribonuclease activity; RNA binding
Source: RefSeq, a predicted model, not a curated record
UUCCCUCGCGUUCGCCUCGCCCGGGGGAGCAGGUCGCGGUGGUCCGUCCAACCCUCCCCCGCUCGCGCCGCAAUAUUAUCUGGAUCGGCGACGCCAGCUGCCGUCCGCUCGCUCUCCCCGCGCCGACGGCCGAGAUGGCGGCAGUGGCGCCGGAGUGGUCCACCAGGGAGCCCUGUCUCAUGGGGAUCGACGAGGCUGGGCGCGGCCCCGUUCUCGGCCCAAUGGUGUAUGGCUGCAUGUACUGCGCUCGUUCCUACCAGGACACGCUUGCAACUCUUAAAUUCGCAGAUUCAAAAACCUUGAAGGAAGAACAAAGGGAGGAGCUAUUUGAAAGUCUAAAGGACAAUAGUUCAGUUGGGUGGGAAGUGGAUAUCAUAAGCCCAAAGGAUCUAUCUGCUAAAAUGUUAAAAAGAUCAAAAGUUAACCUGAAUGAAAUAUCUCAUAACUCUGCAAUGGGUCUAGUCAAAAGAGCUCUUGACAUGGGAGUUCUACUGGCAGAGGUCUACAUUGAUACUGUUGGAGAUGCGGAGAAGUAUAGGAUCAAACUGACUGAAAAGUUCCCAGGCAUCAAAUUUGUGGUCGCGAAGAAAGCUGAUAGCCUUUUCCCUAUUGUUAGUGGAGCAAGUAUAGUUGCAAAGGUUACCAGAGAUAGAGCCUUGCGAAACUGGGUAUUUGAUGAAACGGCUCAGAAUAUGCACAUGAACACUGGAUCAGGUUAUCCAGGAGAUCCUGCCACUAAACAAUGGUUAGAGGAUCACAAGCAUCCAGUAUUUGGUUUCCCAACUUUGGUUCGUUUUAGCUGGGGAACUUGCACGCCCUUCUUCAAUGACGCGGUUGAAGUUACUUGGGAGUCAGAUGAACUUGAAGAAGAUGCAGGUAGCAACGGUAGUGUUAAGAGGCAGGUCAAGCUGUCAAGUUUAGGCUUUACUGGAUUUAAAAGGAAGUCCGAGGAGAUCGAAUCGAGUGGUAAAGGCCGCUGCAAGUUCUUCCAGGCUCGCAAACUUGAGCUGGUAAGGAAAUUUCAGUGAUGUUGCGCAUCUGCAUUGUAGUUCUACUUCUAAUCAGAGCACAAUUGUAUUGGGGAUAUGGUUCGUAUUUCUGCUGUAACACCUGUGCGUUCAGUAAAAUUAACCCCCCCCCCCUUAUCUUUUUCGCCUUUGCUUAGCUUUAUAAGCUAAAAUUUAAAUUUUUAACCUUAAAUUUGGGGUUGAUU